This is a messenger RNA of Acanthosepion pharaonis, 573 nucleotides long. Lineage: Eukaryota; Metazoa; Mollusca; Cephalopoda; Sepiida; Sepiidae. The record is from the annotation of a GenBank genome assembly.
AUGGGAUAUUUGUCGAAAUAUCGAUAUGAAAUAAAUGCGAAAAAUCUACAGCGUCUUUUAUUUUUUUCCUUUUUAUGUUUAUCGUCUACUGGUGUCUUUCGCUGGCGUAAUUUUUCUGGUCGAAUUAACGUUCUCCUUUUAAAUCUAUCAAUAUAUCUCAUUCUCUUUAAUAUCUAUCUAUCUAUCUAUCUAUCUAUCUAUCUAUCUAUCUAUCUAUGUCAUUUUCCUAUCAUAUCUAACAAAUAUAUUCUGAUCUAUCUAUCUAUCUAUCUAUCUAUCUAUCUAUCUAUCUAUCUAUCUAUCUAUCACAUUCUAUCUCCGUGUUCUUACAUCUAUCUAUCUAUCUAUCUAUCUAUCUAUCUAUCUAUCUAUCUAUCUAUCUCAUUGUCUUCAGUAUCUAUCUAUCUAUCUAUCUAUCUAUCUAUCUAUCUAUCUAUCUAUCUAUCUAUCUCAUUGUCUUCAAUAUCUAUCUAUCUAUCUAUCUAUCUAUCUAUGUCAGUUAUCUAUCGAUCACUAUCUCCGUAUUCUUACAUCUAUCUAUCUAUCUAUCUAUCUAUCUAUCUAUCUAUCUAA